CUGGACCCGCGGGGCUAUGCAGGAAAGCGGGAACGGCAUCACUGUGGCAGCCAAGAAGAUGAGAGACUGCUCCUCUACGAAGGCCGUCCGUGACUUCCUGAAGGAAGCCUAUCACCUCAUCAACAUAGGCCAUCACCGCAACAUCGUCAACAUACACGGCAUCUGUCUGCAGGAAGGCCCGCUGAUGCUGGUACUUGAGUACUGUGAGCACGGCUGUGUGCUUGACUACCUGUGGGAACUUGAGAAGCGAGGGCGGAUGGAGACCAUCAUGGACCCUACCAAGCCGCUGGUAUCUGCGGAGGAAGGACAGAAACUCACCGGGUACGCUGUGGACGUGUGCAACGGGCUCAAACAUCUGGCCAGCAAACGGUACGUCCAUCGCGACAUCGCCGCCCGUAACGUGGUGAUUCAUGGGAAGGGCAUGGCUAAGAUCUGUGACUUCGGCCUGACCAGGGACGUGUACACCGAGAUAUACACCAAACAGGGGCUGAAGGACGCCACCCUGCCGUACAAGUGGAUGGCCAUCGAAAGUCUGGAGGGAGACGGAGAAUGCACCCACAAGAGUGACAUGUGGUCAUUUGGUGUAUUCUUGUGGGAGCUUGGAACUCUGGGUAAAACCCCGUACCGCGGCAUGGACACAGCCUUCCUGGUGGAGGAACUGCACACCGGCUACCGACUGCCCAAACCGAAGGGCUGCCCUCAACUGCUGUACGACCUGAUGUUCAGCUGCUGGCAGGAGGACCCGGAAGCGAGGCCGGAAGCUCUGGAGAUCUGGAAGAACCUGGUGGAAGUCAGGGACGCCAAAACGGGCUUCUUCAGCUACGUGUUUCAGACUCGCGCUAUCGCCGAUACACCAGACUUCACCGACUCACCGGUACCCGAGUUUACCGACACACCUGACUUCACCGACACACCUGUCCCUGACUUCACCGACACACCUGAUAUUGCGGACAUCCCUGAUUUUACCGACACACCUGACGUUGCGGACAUACCUGACGUGGCCAACGUACCCGCUAUCGCUGCUGUGCCUGCCGUUGCUGAUGUGCGCUCUGGUCUGGGACCGGUGUCGCGCCUCGUGCCUUACACGGGACACCCAGAUGUCCAUCAACGCGUUAUGGACGUCUCCGAGGUGUAGAGAGGGAGAGAGGGAGAGAGAGGGAGAGAAUGAGAGAGAGACAGAGAGAGAGGGAGGGAGGGAGAUAGAUGGAUAGGGAGUGAAAGAAUGAGAGGGAGAAAAUGAGGGAGAGUGUGUGAGAGAGAGAGAGAUAGAGGGAGAUGUGGCACUAACAUACUCUCCAAUCAGCCUGUUUUCCUGUUUUUUAAGAAGCAUUUUAGACGUUUUGUUGGGAUUUCUAUUUCUUUUUUCUUUAUUUCCUAGCCAGGAUAAAAAGGGUACAACCGAUUUUCUAAAGAUCCGAAAACGGGUCUUACCUCUGCCUUAGGAGUAGUAUUGGCAGUGAUCUUGUCAAUCAAGAAUAUGUAUAUAUCCAAAUAACGUUAAUUACUAAGACAUGCUCUGCAAUAGACAAAAUUGGAUCACUUGAAUGUAUGUGGUUUGCCGAUGUUGUUUUGAACACAAAGUCAAAGAGGCUAAUCUGUGCACAAUAGUAAUUGUGACAUGCCUUGGUUUGAUAUUUGGAAUCAGUAUUCAGCUUUAUAUUGCCAUUUGUUCAAGAGUGUAACUUUUUGAGCAGAAAAUAUAUGUUGUAGGUUAGUUUAUAUUUCAUAUCAUAUGAAACUGUUGUAUUGUACUGCAGACUAGUCAUGAGUAUAGCGAGAGCUUUCAAAGAUCCCCGCUAUAUUAUGCACGCAUUUGUGUGAGGUUUAAGUCUGUAUUUGUUGCACAGAAAUGCUGCUUUUAUCAUGUUUGCAAUACGAAACAGUGCCUUGUACGUUGUGCAGUACGACAGUUUAUAACGUUUUGCAUAUCCAUGUUUAUAUUAUUAUAAUGUAAUGUGACUUGUUGACAAUUAUUCAGGAAACGUGACUGUAUAUAAAGGAAUAUAUAAUACCACCAGAAAUCAACUUGUUGUUGCAAUUUAACUAGCCGAGCAAGAUAUUAACAACUAUAGUUGGGUUGAUAUUACUUGUAAAUAUUUAUCCUCAUUAUAAUAAUAAUACUUGCUAUUUUACCUUGUCGUGCAUGUGUACAAGGUUGUCAUUGGCGUAUAUAUCCAUUAUUUGUGUAGAAUUGCAGUGUUCCUGCAAAGGAUUGAGUGACGUUUUAUUGCUGAAACUGAUAUAAUCGUUUGGCUUUAUGUUACGCCAGGUUGUACAUUAUUUCUAUGGCCUUCUCCAUGUUUGACCAAUUUUUCGUUGCUGUGUCAGAACUGUUUGUUACUUUCCCACAUUAUAUUCGGGAAUAAAAUCUUAUCUUUUUCGCAAGAGUUGCGAUCGUAAAA
Molecule: messenger RNA, 2402 nt
Organism: Branchiostoma belcheri (Belcher's lancelet)
Lineage: Eukaryota; Metazoa; Chordata; Leptocardii; Amphioxiformes; Branchiostomatidae
Product: mast/stem cell growth factor receptor Kit-like
Exons: 9
Coding region: 17-1135 (372 amino acids)
Biological process (GO): multicellular organism development; positive regulation of kinase activity; protein phosphorylation
Cellular component (GO): signaling receptor complex
Molecular function (GO): transmembrane receptor protein tyrosine kinase activity; ATP binding
Source: RefSeq, a predicted model, not a curated record